Molecule: messenger RNA, 1494 nt
Organism: Phlebotomus argentipes
Lineage: Eukaryota; Metazoa; Arthropoda; Insecta; Diptera; Psychodidae
Product: odorant receptor 85b-like
Exons: 4
Coding region: 1-1494 (497 amino acids)
Biological process (GO): detection of chemical stimulus involved in sensory perception of smell; sensory perception of smell
Cellular component (GO): plasma membrane
Molecular function (GO): olfactory receptor activity; odorant binding
Source: RefSeq, a predicted model, not a curated record
AUGUUUGUCUGGUUCUGCGAAUUGUGGCAUCUUUUCCUUCAGAUCGAAGACUACAGUGACCUGAUGGACGUGGCUUUCACCAUAACGCUGACGACGGGAUUCUUCCAGAGCUUCUUGCUGUAUUUUCUGCUCAAUUUGCAAAAUAAGGACCGGAUUCUUGAGAUUUUUGAGUACUUUGAAAAUUUGCUGGCAUCAAAGGAUGAAUUAUUAUCCGUUAUCAGGACUAAAUUCUAUGAAAAGCAUAUGAAAAUUGCUCAUUACUGCGCGAGAUAUUUCCUAGCAGCUACGCUCUUCUGUUGGUUCUUCGUCGCUGUAUUUCUCACAUAUCUGUCAGGAUUCUCCUCACCUCUGCUCUUCACAAUACCAGGAAUUCCCAAAGAGAGUGUCUUCUUCUAUCCAGUCAAUCUCAUCAGUCAAACUUUCCUUUUUUUAUCCGGAAAUGAACACGUAAUAAUCUCAGACGUUAUUAUAAUGAUCAUGAUUGUUUUCUGUCAAUCUGAACAAGAGUCCAUAGCGAAUGCAAUAUCGAUGCUAGACAGCGAAGAUGUUGCGAAAAAUCAGGGAGAGACAAUUCUGAAGACGGCCUUUGAAGCGCACUUGCGCUUAACAGAAGAGGCCAAGGCAUUGACGCAGUCUUUCUGGCAUAUUUACAUGAUGAAACUUCUAAUUAUCAUGAUGUAUCUUUGCAGCAUGUUUAUGACCUUUCAAGACGUCGAUAAAGUGUCCUUCGCUGUAAUUCUUAGCAUUUUCGUGAUGACCAGUGAAACAUUCAUCUUGUGCUUCUUCGGUGAGAUGCUCAAGAGCAGUUCUGAUCGAUUGCCAGACGCGAUUUACAUGACACGAUGGUAUGAAAUGAAGCUGAAGAGCCAGAAGAUAAUUCUCAUCCUGAUGACGAGAUUUCAGCAUCCGGUCAAAGUGGAAGCUUUCGGUUUUGGUACGAUUUCGCUCUACACUUUUGUGCAGGUUUGCAUUCUGGAGCAAGAGAGCAUUGCUAAAUUAAUCCUCACUCUAAACAACGAAGAUAUUGCAAAGAAGCAAGGUGAAGUCAUAGCUAGAAAGAUCUACCAAACACACUUGAGUCUCUCUGAACAAGCUAAGGAAUUGACAGAGUCUUUCUGGCACAUUUACAUGCAGAAACUCAUCCUCAUCAUGAUGUAUCUUUGCAGCAUGUUCAUGACCUUCCAAUCCAUCGACAAAGUGCCUUUCGCUGCAGUUUUAAGUGUCAUUGUAAUGACUUGUGAAACAUUCAUCUUGUGCUUCUUCGGGGAAAUGCUUAGCAAUAGUUCUGAUCGUAUGCAAAAUGCAAUUUACAUGACGAAAUGGUAUGAAAUGCGAGUGAAGGAGCAGAAGAUAAUCCUCAUCCUGAUGACGAGAUUUCAUCUGCCGAUUAAAGUGGAAACUUUCGGCUUUGGAACGAUUUCGCUUUUCACCUUUGUUCAGAUCUGCAAAGCUGCUCUCACUUACGCCGCAGUUCUCUACACUGUGUUUCAGUAG